Molecule: messenger RNA, 1017 nt
Organism: Dimorphilus gyrociliatus
Lineage: Eukaryota; Metazoa; Annelida; Polychaeta; Dinophilidae
Source: the annotation of a GenBank genome assembly
AGUCUUCUAGACGCCGGCGUUGCGACGCUAUGGACAAGCGUAUUUUCUCUUCAUUUCUCUCCGGCUUCAUUUUAGCUUCAAUCUUUUUCUCUUUAAUUAGCCUAAUCAACUUUGAAGCACUACCAGAAAAACGUCUACCAUCUGCAGUGAUUAUGGGAGUAAGAAAAUGCGGAACAAGAGCUCUGCUACAAUUUUUGAGUCUGCACAGGGACAUCGAAAUCGCAAAAGAGGAAGUCCACUUCUUUAAUCGGAAAUGGAGCAACGGGCUAGAUUGGUACCUUUCUCAGAUGCCAACAGUUAAACGCCAUCAAAUAAGUGUAGAAAAGACACCUGGAUAUUUCAUAUCUUUUCAAGCUCCUUCAAGAAUAUAUGCGGUGAAUUCUGCCGCAAAAUUGCUGCUGAUAGUCAGAGAGCCAGUUGCAAGAGCCAUUAGUGAUUACACACAAAUAUUUAAUAAUCGUUUAGCAAGGAAUAAGUCUAAAUUGGCCGAGUUCGAUAAUCUAGCUAUAAAGAAUGGACGCGUUAUGGGAAAUUAUAAACCGAUAUCAACUUCCAUUUAUCAUCUACAUAUAAGAAAGUGGUUGGAUAUAUUUAAUCCAAAUUCUAUACAUAUUAUUGAUGGAGAUAAUCUCAUUCGUAAUCCUUUAGAAGAAUUGCGGAAAGUUGAAAAAUUUCUACAACUUGAUCCUUUUAUUAAUAACAGUAUGAUUUAUUAUAACUCGACAAGAAAAUUCUAUUGUAUGAAAAAGGAUAGUAAGAACAUAUGCCUAGGAUCUACAAAGGGAAGAUCUCAUAGACCCGUCACUAACCAGACGAUAGAAACUCUAAAAAAAUUUUAUUAUCCUCACAAUAAGGAAUUUUUUAAAAUUGUUAACAGGACUUUUAGUUGGAAUUGAAUCAAUUUUUCUCUUUAUUUACUCUCUUGAUUUAAUCUUCAGUUCUCCUUUUUUUUCGCUCCUCUCUUUCUUUCUUAAAGAUUUUCUCAAUUUUAAGAGAAAAGCAUUUUUUGGUAUAGAG